AUGCGGGCAAUUCACCUAUUACUGGUAGGACUCGUGGGUCUCGCACUGGCCGACGACUACUACGAACUGCUGGGCGUCGAGCGUGACGCCGAUGAUCGAACGAUACGAAAGGCGUUCAAGAGAAUCGCCAUCAAAAAACAUCCGGACCGCAAUAAGGACAACCCGAGUGCGCACGAUGAGUUUGUGAAGAUUAACAAGGCGUACGAGGUGCUGAAGGACGAAAAUCUACGCAAAAAAUAUGAUCAGUUCGGAGAAAAAGGGCUCGAGGACGGGUUCCAAGGAGGAAACAACUAUCAGAGCUGGCAGUUCUACAACGAUAACUUUGGGAUUUACGACGAGGACCCGGAGAUUGUGACGUUGAAUCGAGCAGACUUUCAAAGACUUGUCACCGACUCGAACGAUAUCUGGUUCAUCAAUUUCUACUCGACCUACUGCUCACACUGCCAUCAAUUGGCACCCACGGUUAGUAAACUCACAAUUUUAGGUAAACCCUUAAAAAUGUUAAUUUUUGAUUACAUUUCUACAUCACGGUCUCCAGAGUUGACAAUGGGCGCAAGUGCGCCCCGCCGAAUAGAGCGAUACAUUGGCGCGAAAUUCAAAUUUUAACAGCAAAAUUUGUGUUUUUCGCCAGAUUAGCCACGAAAAAUCGAUAAUUUCUCAUUUGUCUCGCGAUAGACCGAUUUUAUAGGGCUAUUACAAAUUUUUUAAGCGCAGGAGCGUUAAAUUUGGUCAAGUCGCAAAUCACAUUUAUCCGUUUGAAGGUUUUUGGCUAAAACUGCGUGAAUUUCAGUUGCUUUUCGGUAAUUUUCGCGGUUCGAGCGCUCAAAAUGCUUGUAUUUACGUGAUUUAUCAUUCUCAAAACUAAUUCUGUCGGAAAACGGUCAAGAAAGCGCAAAAUGAGAAGUGCGGUUUAUAGGCGGCGAUCGGCGGCGAAGACGAAAAAGCGAAAAAGCGAAAUCCGCGAAAAAUGAGCUCCAAAACGUCAUUAAUUCUAAGAAUUAGUGUGUUUUCAUGUCCAGUAAUCAUUUUUCAUCGACGUUGAUCAUAAAAAUCAGAGAAAACGUGCUCAAUUCAUGAAAAAGCCAUUUGGCCGCCGAUGCCACGCCCAUAUUGUCAGCUCUGGAGACCGUGAUAUAUAAACAAAUUAUUUCUUUUUAGUGGCGUAAAUUCGCACGUGAGAUCGAAGGAACGAUCCGAGUGGGCGCGGUGAACUGCGCGGAAGACCCGCAACUCUGCCAGGGCCAGCGCGUCGGCGCCUAUCCGUCCCUUGUCUUCUAUCCGACCGGCGAGUUCUACAACGGAGUUCGCGACGUCGAGUUGAUGACCGACUUUGUGAUCCAACGCCUGAAAUCGGAAGUGCUGCACCUGAACGCGGAUAAUUGGAAGGCGUUGAGCGAGGAAUGGGAGCCCUACAAUCGGCUUCCGUGGGUCGUCGACACGUGCGGCGGCGACAACAUCGAGUGUCUCAGCUCGACGACGAGACGGAAGCUCUCGGCGAUGCUCGACGGACUCGCCAACGUGGCAACGAUCGAUUGUAGUGCCGAGGAGACGUUGUGCUCGAAAUUCGAGCAGACUUCCGGAGUUAUGUACUUCCCGGCGCGAAAGUUGCAAAAGAAACAUCAACAGAACAUUGAGAGCAUGGACGCGCAGGAGAUUACCAAACAAGUCAUCGAGUAUUUGGACGAGAUUCCGAUGAUCGAACAGGAGAGUCUGCAGCGACUUUUGGGUAUGUUUAGUGGGUCUCACCACGGUCUCCCAGGGCGCUCAUAAAUUGCGGAGUGUCGUUGUAACUUUUGAAAAUUUACAGGUCUGAAAAUGCAGUUCAAUUCGAGUUUACGACCUUUAUUUCUUUCUUUUUGACUUGAAAAACGUCUAGAAAACAAUAUUUUACUGAUUGGAAACCGUUCUUUACAGAAUUUCGAGUUUUUCAUGUUUUUAGCGUCUUUUUCGCAUUUCGUCAAAACUUCAAACCUUCAUAUUUCAGCUCAUUUUGCAUUUCAUGAGCCCAACGAACGAUAAAAAUGUUUGCUGAAUCUUUCUUCACAAAAUUCAGGUUCCGGUGGCUAGUUUUCAUGAGCACUUUUCGAAAACUAUUCUAAAAACAUCAAAAUCCAGGCCAAAGCCUUCAAAUCGAAAUAACUCGGCUAAUUCUCAACGAUAUGCGAGAUUUCUGCUACCAAAACGUAGCUAGUGCUCUAAUUAUUCGAAUCCAGGUUCUAGGCGUACAAAAAUAGGUGUAUUGUACAGAAAACAUGGAAAUAACGCGAACUCCCGUUGAAAAUUAAUUAAUCGGUCGCCGCGUAAAUCGACACAGCCCGCCUAUUGCAAGUGCGCCCCAAUUGAAAUCAUUCGCGCUGUGGGAGACCGUGCUCACCACGAAAAAUGUUUUCUGAGAAAAUUCUGGUUUGAAAAAACAAUAGCAUAGCAUAAAUUGCAGAAGCCAACGACCCGGAUGAGCCGAUCGCCGUUUGGAUGGUGGCGAACGAGAAGCAGACGUCGGAACGGAAGGACUUCCGACGACUGCCGGCACUCGUUCCCUCGCCCGUAUUCUCAUUCGACUGCUCCAAAUCGGACCUUUGCGACGAGAUUGUCGACAAGACAAAACUUCCGCAAUUUAUCGUUUUCAAAACGACCGGCGGCUACGAGAUCGAUUACGCCGGCGCGAAGGACUAUUACGGGGCCAGCACGUUCAUUCGCGAGGCAUCGACGUCCCAUAUCCACGUAUUGAAUCGGGAUUCUUAUGAAUAUGCGAUCAGUGGCGGAGAGUUCUACAUUGUCGAUUAUUUUGCGCCGGUAAGUUUUGAAAAUAUCGAUUUUCCCGAUUUUAGCGAUCAAAAGAGAUGAAUAAUUAAACGGAAUUUUCAGUGGUGUCCUCCAUGCCUGAAACUGCUCGGCGAAUACCGUCGCUUCCACACGACCGUCUCCGAAGAAUCCGUACUUCAUUCGGUGGCGAUCGGCUCGCUGGACUGUGUCAAGUACAAAGAUUUGUGCACGGCGGCGGGCGUGCAGAACUAUCCGACGAGCAUAAUUUACACGCCCGACGGAAAACAGCACCGAAUGGUCGGCUACCACAGCAUCGACGCCGUCCUCGAGUACAUCGACAAUGCGCUCAACCCGUCGGUCGUCGAAAUGAGCCCCGAGCAGUUCGACGAGUUGGUCGUUAACCGGAAAGACGAGGAGACGUGGCUCGUCGAUUUCUUCGCUCCCUGGUGCGGACCGUGUCAACAACUGGCGCCAGAACUGCAGAAGGCCGCCAGAGCCAUCGGCGGAAUGGACGAGAAUGCGAAGGUCGCGUCGAUCGAUUGCCAGAAGUACGCGCAGUUCUGCAAACAGACGCAGAUUGUCAGCUACCCGACUGUUCGGAUGUUCCCGGCGAAGAAGACGAAGCAGCCGAGACGCGCCGCAUUCUAGUAAGUGUUUUGGCAAAAUGUAAUGUCGAUAAGACACACUGUUUGAGCGCAGAUAAUUUGAAACUUUUUCACAAAAAUGCAUUAUUUUCAGCGACUACCCGAACCACAUGUGGCGCAACUCGGACUCGAUCCAACGGUGGGUCUACAACUUCCUGCCGACCGAGGUGGUCACCCUGGGCAACGACUUCCCCACGACGGUCCUCGACUCGACCGAGCCGUGGAUCGUCGACUUCUUCGCGCCGUGGUGCGGCCAUUGCAUCCAGUUCGCGCCGAUUUACGACCAGAUCGCCAAGGAGCUCGGCGAGAAGGUCAACUUUGCGAAAAUCGAUUGCGACCAAUGGCCGGGCGUGUGUCAGGGCGCGCAAGUGAGAGCGUACCCGACGAUUCGAUUGUAUUCCGGCAAGACCGGGUGGUCGCGACAGGACGUGCUCGGCUACGGAAUCACCACGCAGCACAAGGAGACGUUCGUUCAGAUUGUGAGACAACAACUGAAACUGGAUCACGACGAAUUGUAA
Molecule: messenger RNA, 3925 nt
Organism: Caenorhabditis sp. 36 PRJEB53466
Lineage: Eukaryota; Metazoa; Nematoda; Chromadorea; Rhabditida; Rhabditidae
Source: the annotation of a GenBank genome assembly